AUGGACUCAUUUCGACUUCCGCCGGCUUGUCAAGCGUGUCACGAUGAUACGCUGGCCAUCACCGCGUGCAGGUUCUUCGUCUCAGUUGCGUGCAAACCGGACAUGGAGGAUGCGUUCUUUUCGCGACGUUGGCGACUGUACCGCGUCAAGGACAGUGCACGGGUGUCUCCGAUCCCGCUCGGUCGCUCCUGCAUCAAGUCGCCGGCCCUCGAGUCCCCGGGCGCCGCGUACGCGAGCGUCUGGGAUGAGCGUCCCCGCAAGUACAAGAGCGUUCUGUUCCAAGUGUGCGUCUUCAUCCUCAUGAUGGAGCUGUCGGAGCGUUUGAGCUACUACGGCAUCAACCAGGGGCUCAAGAACUUCAUGCAGAAGAUCGGCUGGAGCCUCGUGUCGGCCAGCGCGCUCAAGAGCACGUGGACGUCCAUCUGCUACAUCACGCCGCUGUUCGGCGCGUACCUGGCUGACGAGAAGUGGGGCCGCUUCCGCACGAUCCUGACCUUCGGCAUCUGGUACUGCAUCGGCGACUUCCUCGUGGCCAUCGCCGCGCACCCGGACAUCAUGACGGAGAAGGCCAUCGUGAACCCCAUCUUCGUCAUCGGCCUCUUCGUGGGCAUCGGCGUCGGCACGGGCGCCAUCAAGUCCAACGUCAUCACGUUCGGCGCGGACCAGUUCGACCCGAACGACCCGAGCGAGGUGCACCAGAAGACCACGUACUUCUCCUACUUCUACUUCUGCAUCAACUUCGGCGCCGCCUUCUCGUACGGCUACCUGUCGGUGCUCUGCGUGGACGGCUCGGCUCAGAUCCCCAAGGAGUACGGCUACUUCGCGACCUAUAUGAUCUGCGCGGGCGUGAUGGUGGUGGCCAUCGUCUUCUUCGUCAUCGGCUCGCCGCGCUACGUGCACAUGCCGCCCAAGGACCGCACCAUCUCGACGUUCCUGCGGUUGCUCAAGCAGAGCGCGCGCGCGUCCCGCAACGGCGCGGUCGUGGUCACUGGCGCGUUGCUGCUGCUGUUCUCGCUGGUCGUGAACAUCGCGUCCGCUUUCAGUGCCGACUCCGGGCGUGCCGGUGAGGCUCUGUCCUACGUUGCUGCGCUCAUGGUGCUGGCCGGAGUGGUGUGCUGGGUGUAUGGCGCCCACGACCAGUCCUUCAUGGACCAGCACAAGGAGAGCCUGGGCGGCGAGUUCAACGACAACCACGUCGAGGGCUACAAGAAGCUCGUGAGCACGCUGCCCUUCGCGGCCUACACCAUCAUCUGGCAGUGCGCGUACGACCAGACGGACGCCAACUUCCAGUCCAUCACGCAGCAGUGCGACCUGCGCCUCGACCGCAGCGACCCGGACAGCUCGCAGAUCCCCGGCGCCAUGCUGGGCGUGUUCGACCCCAUCUUCAUCGUCAUCUGCAUCCCCAUCCUCGACUCGGUCGUGUACCCGCUGUACGAGAAGCGCUUCGGCCGGGCUCCGAGCCACUUCGGCCGCGUGUGCGCCGGCCUCAUCGUCGCCGCCGUCGGCAUCUUCUGGUCGGGCAUCUUCGAGGUCAUUCGCCGCAACGCCGGCGCUCUGCAGGACGCCAACGGAGACCCGAUCCUAGACGGCGGCAGCAGCCAGCCCAUGAACGACAUCUCGUGGGCCGCCGCCAUCCCCAACUACGUUUUCAUCGCGCUGGCCGAGUGCCUCAUCAACGUGACGGCCUACGACGUGUUCUACUCGACCGUGCCGCUCGGCCUCAAGAGCACGUCGCAGAGCGUCAACCUCUUCAUGACGUCCGUGGGUAGCGUCAUGACGUCGGUCUUCACGGUCAUGUUCUCGCCCUACCUGCCGUCCGACGACCUGAACGACGGCAACCUCGAGUACAUGUUCUUCACGGUGGGCGCCGUCAGCGUCGUCAACUUCUUCGCCUUCUACUUCACCAUGAAGAAGAUGAACUUCAGCAUGUCGAGCAGUACCAACGGCGAUGACGACGAGUUCGACCUCCAGGGCAAGGAGUCGGUCGCCUCGCGCCACAGCAUCGCCGCUUCCAAGUAA
Messenger RNA from Phytophthora sojae, 2019 nucleotides. RefSeq lists its product as hypothetical. Bases 1 to 2019 code for a protein of 672 amino acids. The transcript is spliced from 2 exons. Gene Ontology annotation, molecular function: transmembrane transporter activity. Lineage: Eukaryota; Oomycota; Peronosporomycetes; Peronosporales; Peronosporaceae. The record is from RefSeq and is a predicted model, not a curated record. Gene Ontology annotation, cellular component: membrane. Gene Ontology annotation, biological process: transmembrane transport.